Marmota monax (woodchuck) is the source of this 1599-nucleotide messenger RNA. It is a transcript of the gene Mcidas, whose product is annotated as multiciliate differentiation and DNA synthesis associated cell cycle protein. The transcript has 7 exons. The record is from RefSeq and is a predicted model, not a curated record. Bases 1 to 1155 code for a protein of 384 amino acids. Gene Ontology annotation, cellular component: nucleus. Gene Ontology annotation, biological process: negative regulation of cell cycle; negative regulation of DNA replication. Lineage: Eukaryota; Metazoa; Chordata; Mammalia; Rodentia; Sciuridae.
AUGCAAGUGUGCGGGAGCAGCGCGGCGGGACGCCGGGUCUUCGAUAGCAUCUGCCCUAACAGGAUGCUGGAGCUGCCAGGCCCUCCUCUCCGCAAACCCGUGAAGCCGGAGAGGAAGUUCGCCCCUCCGCGGAAGUUCUUUUCGGGAUGCGGCGGCGGCAGCCCGGUGUCUGUAUACGAGGACCCCCCGGACGUGGAGCCCGCUGCACUGCCAGCCCUUACCACCAUAGACUUGCAAGACCUCGCGGACUGCUCCUCUCUACUCGGGUCCGACGCGCCGCCUAGUGGUGACCCGGCUGCCUCUCAGAGCCACUCCUUGGAAACGGAAGUGGACUUCAGUCUUCAGAAUUUCAGAGAAACAGUGGAUGAUCUCAUCGCAGACUCAUCUACUUUGAUGUCGCCUACCCUGGCCGUCAGUGACUUCCCCUUCUCUCCUUGCGAUGUAUCGCCUCUCGGGUCCUACCUCUCCCAGCGGUUGGAGCCCCGGGCCCUCCAGUCAGCACCACUACGCCCUCCAGAGGUGCCGCCGCCAGAACAGUACUGGAAGGAGGUGGCCGACCAGAACCAGAGAGCACUGGGGAAUGCUCUUGUUGAAAAUAACCAACUGCACGUGACGCUAACUCAGAAACAGGAGGAGAUCGCCUCGCUUAAGGAACGGAACGUGCAGCUGAAAGAACUCGCCAGCCGGACCAGGCACCUGGCUUCGGUGCUGGAUAAGCUGAUGAUCACGCAGUCCCGAGAUUGCGGGGCCACCGCCGAGCCCUUCCUGUUCAAAACGACUGCAAAAAGGAGCUUGGAGGAGAUGUUCAGCGCUGCGGGUCAGGAUUGCGCGGAAGUAGACGCCAUACUGAGAGAGAUUUCUCAGCGUUGCGAUGAAGCCCUACAGAGUCGCGAUGCCAAGAGGCCCCGCCUGCAAACCGAGCCCAGGAACACUGACUGCUGGCCGGGAAAUCUGCACGGAGCCUUCCGAGGACUGCGCACGGACGGCUGUCGCAGCGCAUUGAACCUGAACCACAGCGAGCUGGAGGAGGGCGGCUCUUUCAGCACUCCCAUCCGCAGCCACAGCACUAUCCGCACGCUCGCCUUCCCCCAGGGCAAUGCCUUCACCAUCCGAACAGCCAGUGGGGGCUACAAAUUCCGCUGGGUACCUAGUUGAGCUGGGAUGUGGUCCCAUCAAACACUGCCCUGGAACACAGGUGAAGCGCCUGCAGGUUGAGUAGGAGUAACUGGAACCAUUUCCCAAAUCUGGCUUUUCAAAACUCACUCUGCAGGCGAAUUCCACCCUGAAACUUCUAACAAAAAUGUCUUGAUUUUAAUGCACUGUGAAGUUUUAAUGCACAGCUGUGAAGCAUUGUAUAGCCUUUCUCCUUUUCACUGCGUGUAUCUAUACAUAUACGCAUGUGUGUGUACACACACAUCACAGUCUAUUUUAAAAAUAUUUAUUUCUAGCAUCUUUGAACUACGUAGAGCAAGAAGGGAUUUAGAAACCAAUUGGUUGUCCGGGUGCGGUGGCACAUACUUGUGAUCUCAGUUAUUUGGGAGGCUGAGGCAGGAGGAUUGCCGAUUAGUUAAUUAAGAAAUAUUCUUUCUUAAGUUGGGC